Messenger RNA from Microtus oregoni (creeping vole), 7748 nucleotides. It is a transcript of the gene Cpeb3, whose product is annotated as cytoplasmic polyadenylation element binding protein 3. The record is from RefSeq and is a predicted model, not a curated record. The transcript has 11 exons. Lineage: Eukaryota; Metazoa; Chordata; Mammalia; Rodentia; Cricetidae. Gene Ontology annotation, molecular function: translation factor activity, RNA binding; ribosome binding; mRNA 3'-UTR binding. The coding region runs from base 228 to 2390 and encodes 720 amino acids. Gene Ontology annotation, cellular component: cytoplasm; nucleus; neuron projection. Gene Ontology annotation, biological process: negative regulation of cytoplasmic translation.
AGAGGCUGCACAGCCCGCCGGGACCCCCGCCGCCGCGCCCGCCGCCGCCGGGCCGGCGCCCUCCCGUUUCCUUCCUCCAGGGGGAAAAAAAUGUCCUUCGGGCCGCUGUCCGGGAAGCGGCAGCAUGUGGCGCUCCGCUGUCAGUAGCAACAAGGUCAGCACCCCUUCUCCGCGUCUUGCCCCCUCAGCUCUCGCGCUCAGGUGGGACGGAGCCAGCUGCGCAAACCAUGCAGGAUGAUUUACUGAUGGACAAAAGCAAAACCCAGCCCCAGUCUCAGCAGCAGCAGCAGCAGCAGCAGCGGCAACAGCAGCAGCAGCAACAGCUCCAGCCCGAGCCCGGCGCAGCCGAAGCCCCGUCCACGCCCCUCUCCUCAGAGACCCCCAAGCCCGAAGACAGUAGCGCAGUGCCGGCCAUCAGCCCAGCCUCGGCCCCGCCAGCCCCCAACGGCCCCGACAAAAUGCAGAUGGAGUCGCCGCUCCUGCCGGGCUUGAGUUUCCAUCAGCCCCCUCAGCAGCCGCCGCCACCGCCGCAGGAGCCCGCGGCGCCCGGAGCGUCGCUGUCGCCGUCCUUUGGCAGCACCUGGUCCACGGGCACGACAAACGCGGUGGAGGACAGCUUCUUCCAGGGGAUCACCCCGGUCAACGGGACCAUGCUCUUCCAAAACUUCCCGCACCACGUCAACCCGGUCUUCGGAGGCACCUUCUCCCCACAGAUCGGCCUGGCACAGACCCAGCACCACCAGCAGCCGCCGCCGCCCGCGCCGCAGCCGCCGCAGCCAGCGCAGCCCCCGCAGGCGCAGCCCUCGCAGCAACGCCGCUCGCCCGCCAGCCCCAGCCAGGCGCCCUAUGCGCAGAGGAGCGCCGCCGCCUACGGCCACCAACCCAUCAUGACCAGCAAGCCGUCCUCAUCCUCGGCUGCUGCGGCCGCUGCUGCCGCGGCCGCCGCCUCCUCGGCAUCGUCCAGCUGGAACACGCACCAGAGCGUGAACGCAGCCUGGAGUGCCCCGUCCAACCCGUGGGGUGGCCUACAGGCCGGCCGGGACCCUCGCCGCGCUGUUGGCGUGGGCGUGGGCGUGGGUGUAGGGGUACCCUCCCCGCUUAACCCCAUCUCGCCGCUCAAAAAGCCCUUCUCCAGCAAUGUGAUCGCGCCACCCAAGUUCCCUCGUGCGGCCCCGCUCACCUCCAAAUCCUGGAUGGAGGAUAACGCUUUUCGAACCGAUAAUGGUAACAAUCUGUUGCCUUUUCAGGACCGGAGUAGGCCCUAUGACACUUUUAACUUGCACUCCUUGGAGAACUCCUUAAUGGAUAUGAUAAGGACUGACCAUGAGCCUCUGAAAGGUAAACACUACCCUCCCAGUGGCCCACCAAUGAGUUUCGCUGAUAUAAUGUGGAGGAAUCAUUUUGCAGGACGCAUGGGAAUAAAUUUUCAUCAUCCAGGAACCGAUAACAUUAUGGCACUUAACACCAGGAGCUAUGGGCGGAGACGAGGUCGGUCUUCUCUCUUUCCCUUUGAAGACGCCUUCUUGGAUGACAGCCAUGGCGAUCAGGCUUUAUCCUCUGGCUUAAGUUCUCCCACUCGAUGUCAAAAUGGGGAGCGAGUGGAACGCUACUCUAGGAAGGUGUUUGUUGGAGGCCUUCCUCCUGACAUCGAUGAAGAUGAGAUCACUGCCAGCUUUCGCAGAUUCGGACCUCUCGUGGUAGACUGGCCUCAUAAAGCAGAGAGCAAGUCAUACUUCCCUCCUAAAGGCUAUGCCUUCCUGCUGUUCCAGGAAGAAAGCUCAGUGCAAGCUUUGAUAGAUGCCUGCCUAGAAGAGGAUGGGAAACUGUACCUGUGUGUGUCCAGCCCCACCAUCAAGGAUAAGCCGGUGCAAAUUCGACCGUGGAACCUAAGUGACAGUGACUUUGUAAUGGAUGGUUCUCAGCCUUUGGACCCCAGAAAAACUAUCUUUGUUGGGGGAGUUCCACGACCCCUUCGAGCUGUUGAACUGGCAAUGAUAAUGGACCGUUUGUAUGGUGGUGUUUGCUAUGCUGGCAUCGACACAGAUCCAGAGCUGAAGUACCCCAAAGGUGCUGGGCGUGUUGCGUUCUCCAAUCAGCAGAGUUACAUUGCAGCCAUCAGUGCACGCUUUGUGCAGCUUCAACACAAUGAUAUUGACAAACGGGUGGAAGUGAAACCGUACGUGCUGGAUGACCAGAUGUGUGACGAGUGCCAGGGCACGCGCUGCGGUGGGAAGUUUGCCCCCUUCUUCUGCGCCAAUGUCACCUGUCUACAGUACUACUGUGAAUACUGCUGGGCCAGCAUCCACUCCCGAGCCGGCCGCGAGUUCCACAAACCGCUGGUGAAGGAGGGAGGCGACCGCCCUCGGCACGUCCCGUUCCGCUGGAGCUGAGCGCCGGCCAGGCAGACCCAGCUACAAGUACUGGAGCAGGAUCACAAGGAGGAAGAGAGGGCACUGCCUCAGGGCUCACGGUGUUCUGGAAAUCUGUGCAUUCGUUCUCGAUUUUUAAAGAAGAAAUGGGUCUUUUUAUUAUUAUCAUUUACAGUCCAUAUUACUGAACUCAGCGUCCAGUAUAAUGCAGAAUCGCAGAGUGUGUAACGGUACCCAUUUGCACUUUGACUCCCAACUUGUCUGCUUGGUACCUUGAUUUCUUACACCUGAUCUGUCGCCUCCACAGUACGUAGACUGCCAUUCUCAUCAGCGGCCGUCAGGUUGACGUCUGUGACUCUUUGUUUGAUGUUGUGUUGUCGUCGCUCUGACUGGUUCUGAACUGGAGCAUGCACUUAUUUUCAGAAACUUAGAGAGUCGCCCCUAGGACGAGACUUACCAAAGGUCCCACGUGUAGGUAGAGGCCGGCGUAGCAAACACUUUACGAUCCGCAAUCAGUAGAGGGGUCACGUAGAGCAAGGGUAGCCCUUCAUGAAAAUAAGCCUGUAGCUGCUCUGUACUCUGACAUGUACGGAUACCUCACAAGCUGGAUCUUUCAUUUCCUUCAUGUUUGGUUUUUGUUUUGCUGAGGAUUUGGGUUAGAUGUUUUAGUGUUAUGUAAAUUUAUGCUGCAAUAGCUUUUGCUGCUAUUAAAAUGAUAUUGUUGAUACCAUAAUACUCUAUUCAGGCUAAGGUAUCAAUUAAAAACAAAAACAAGAACCCAACAACACACUUUCAUGGUUUAGGGAUAGAGCAAGCUGCCGGAGGAGAUCAGAAGAGACCAGAGAGAGCCAGCGGAGGCCGCCGUUCCUGACUGCAUGUUUACUUAAUGCGGUUGCUGCAUGCAAUAAAUUUUAUAUCCAAUGUCUAGUAUAAAACCUUCCCACAAUGCACAAAUUAAGAAUCUAUAUAAGCUAUAAACUACUCAUUUUUUUAAAAGAUUUUUUUCAUUCAAAAGAAUUGGUAAUCGGUGGGAGGAAGGCAUGCCUCAAUGGGUGGAGUGUCCGUGGACAGGAAGAGCCCAUAGCAGGACGACCAUUACUCAAACCAAUAGAACACCUAGGUGUAGGAUACUCUUACAGCAAACCUGUGGGUGGUAGAUGAAGUACUGCGGUGCUGUUAUAUCUUGUGCAAUUUAUUUUAUAUAGUAAAGUGAUUAUUAUGUCUAACUGUGAUCAAAUGUAACUGUUGACAUUAGUGGGCGUGACCAUUCAUAGCUGGUACAUUAUUAACCCCUGAGCUCUGAGUUACGACCUCGUAAUGCUCACCCCACUUUCCACAGCUUCAGAUCUUGUCCAGAAGGCCAAAGAGCUCGUCCUCGCUCUCAAACACUAAGGAUGGACACAGAAUCUAGAAAUAAGCUGUCAGAAGCCACGUGAGGGUGAUGCUAAAGCAAUGUCUGUCUGAGUGAGUGACUGAGCAGACGCGGCCUUUGGUGUGAGACACUAACCACCAGGUCCCUGGAUUCACCCUGGAAAGCCUGGCUGGGCUGGCGCCCUGCUGUCCUCCCGUGGACAUUGUUUUAGCAUUCGCUCCUGGGCUGCAGAGAGGAAUAGAAACACGCACGGUGAUUGCAAGACUGUAAAGCUUUUAAUCCCUUCUUCCUUUGUUCUGAAUUCUGGUGACAAUCUGACUGGACGUCACACUGCAGAGUAGAUCUAAGUCACUGUGUUUUUGUGCUGUGAUUUCCUGUACUGUCUUAAAGUUAGUGUUGCCUGGUUUUUGUUGUAGUUUGGUUUUUGUUUCUCCAGUGUUGAGUUGUGAAUACUGGCUCUCCGGCUACAGUUUGUUUUCAAAAAGAGGAGAAAAAAAAAUAGUUUUUUACUGAAUUAAAAGAUGCCUAUUAGAGCCCUCCCCCUUGGGGUUUUCUCUGGGCCUUUUGGUAAUAAUUGCUUUUCUGCAGCCCAGAUGUGGUUUCGUUUUGUUUUGUUCCUUUUUUUUCUAUGUUUGUGUUUUACUUUUUUUCAUCUGUAUGGGAAAUUUUGUUACGCACUACUACUUUUUAUAUUCUAGACCGUUUUCAAGAGUUGGCUGAUGGUUUUUGUUUGUUUGUUUUUAAGGAAAAGGCAUGCUUUCUGACUGACCUGAUCUUUUGCAAUACCUCAAUUUUGAAAUAUAGGAAAGAAAGUGAUAUUUUCUAAGUAAGUUUAUUCAGAAAAUAUAUAUUAAUUUAAUUCUGCAAGAAAAUGAUUUAACAGAUGGGUAACUUUAUUUUUUUCAUGCUUAUUUGUGUUUUUUGAAAAUGAAGAAGUUAGAGCUUUAUAACUAUAAUAUUAAAGAUCAUAUCUAACCUACAGAAAUCUACCUAAUUAUGUGAAAGAUGCAGAUGUUUGGAAGAAGCUCCCCUCUUUCAUGUUCUAAAACAACCCUGAGCUCUAGAGAAGCUGGAAGACUGGGCAGCGUAAAUAACGCGGAGGCCACAGUGUCUGUCGCGGAGGGAGACCAGUUUGUGAGAGAGACUCCAUUAUUGCCGGGAGUUGUGACUUAGGUGACGGAACUACUUUCCCUUGAUUUGUAUAUUUAUAUCAAGUGUUGAUUGUGCGGCUGACCAGGAUUGUGAAAGAGUUCUUCUGUUUGUAUUUUUUUAAAGAGAACUUUUUUAGUUUAUUAAAUUAUAACAUGUUCCCUUUUGUUUUUGUAAAUAAAUGUGCCCCCCCCAAGUUCUUAAUGUUAUAUUAAAAGAGAGAGUCCUUCAAAAAAAUUAUUUUUUAAAACACGGAGGUGUUCUGCCCUGCAACUUGACUGGGAAGCCCCUGGUAACACAGGCCCUGCCGUGGCCUUCCUUGCUGGGACACUUGAAGUAGUGGACUUUUGAAGGCUGUACUAACCUCGACUCUUUGUUGUUACGUGCAAUACUGUUUGUACUGUUUGUAUAAAAAUAGAAAAAAAGAAAAGAAAAAAGGCAUAAAUCUUUAUUGCAGAUUUAUUUUCAUUGCAGACUUUAGACAUUGUGACUCACAGAACACUCAUUUUCUACUGUCAAAUACGUACCUUUUCCUCAUGCUGGUAUUUUUUCAAUAGUAACGUAGCCUUUGUACUGAGACAAAUUUUCAUUGUUAUUUUUAGAAAGAUUUUUUGCUAAGAAAAAAUUAAACAUAUUUACAUAUUUUUCAUUUUAUUUCGUAUUUUCUUUAAGGAGUGCUUUCUCAAUCAUUACUAGAGUUGUUUCUGGGAGGGACUUUCAUAUCUGGUCAACGUCAUAAUAUUAUUUUGUAUUUUUACUUGGAAUAAAUUAAUUUUAUGAUGCUAAUUCUUUAAAAGUUUAUUUUUUUCAUUUUCAGUUAUUUUUGAAGCUAAAACCUUUGUAAUAUUGUUACUAAAGUGUCUAGUUUUUUGAAAUGCAAAGCUUUAUGUACUAACUCGCUGAUGUGGUUUACAGCAGUGGCAACGAUGGGAAGAGUUGGUUCUGUAAAGCAACUGGGACUGUAACGGACAACUGGGUAAUAAAAUGACGGGAUGAGCCGAACGUGCGGGAUCUGGACAAGCCUUUUCCUUUCUUACAGUGCUUUAGUGUGAGACUAGGGAUGUCACGGUACAGGUCCUGAGGAUGUCACCGUGGGUUUACACAACACCAGAUGCAGCAGAGUUUGCGACCUGAUAAUGAAGUCACCCUCCUGAAAUAGCAUGGAGUGUGAAGCCACGCUCGGCCAGCAGUGCCCAGUGCUUUCCCUAAAACUCCUCAUGUGUGCACCGUAUGUGUGUAUGUGUGUGUGUGUGUGUGUGUGUGUGUGUGUGUGUCUGUGUCUGCCACCAACUGCUGUCCAUGUGUGAGCUGGUGCCUUUCCCUCCCAGAUUUUUACAUGCAUGCACAGUGGUGACCAGUGAGCGAAGACAAGGCCUUCUAUGUUGCAUGACCUGAAUGUCUCACCCGGUGUGUCCCUGGAAGGGCUGGCGGCAGGCCCUGGGGAUGCACGCUGCACGUCACCAUGUCACCACUGUAUGUGUGUUCACUUCAUCUUCCUCCCUCCUUGUCUGGUCCCUGUUCUAGCGCCCCUGUUUACCUUUUCUCGUGGUGACACUGGGCCACUCAGCAUGAUCUGUCUGCCUUCCUGCUGCUGCUUCUCCAGCCCCCAGCCCCACCCCAGUCCCACCCCCAGCCCCAGCCCCUGAAGUGCACUGUCAAAGCAGCUGUGGCCAAGGCAUCUGCAGUUCCUGCAGAGGCAGCUCAGUUACCCACUGGUGUUGUGUAAACAGAACGUCCAGGGACUUGCUCUAGACAGAAGGCGCAUUUCUGCUAGCUGCUGGUGGCCUCUUCUAGUCGCGUUGGAGAGGAGGUUAAUCAAUAACUGGGGUCCGCAUGUGUCCAGAGCUGGCUCUUGGGUUCGCUCUAUGUAUUCAGUUUUGUAAAUAAUAUAUAGAUUAGAUCAAGUUGUGAUGUAAAAUUUUAACUCAAAUUGGGUCCUAUUGGUUGGAAUUUUACAUUAACUACAAAUAAAUGAUUAGGAACAGAAGAAACUGGGAAAAUUCUUGUUUAGUGGUAUAAAGAUUAUGCUUAGAUUUCCGCCUAUAUCUUGUGUUUUAUAGCUUGUUAGUGAGGCAUGGGCUAACGCAGUGGACUGCAUUUGAAUUAGCGAAUAGCUGCUAGUUUUCAUUUUCUCUCUUCUAUUAGCAACAAAGUGGCAUUUAACCGGGUCAAGCUCCUACCUAAAUAUUUGAGUAUUGUGACAUCUCAGCUUGCAAGGUUUGAAUGAAAGGUUAGUCACAGAGUAGUGAAAAAACCAAGUGUCUUUUUGUUAAAACCGGCUUCUUUGUGCUGCUCCCCCCUCUACCACUAGCCGUAGCGUGUCUGCUACCAUUCUUUUUUCGUCAACUCAGCUGCCGCAGUGUUCCAUUCCCACCACGGAGUAUUUUAUAACGGAUGCUGUUGACAGAAGACCCCACAGUGGGUCAAGAGGGAACCGCGAGUCCAGGGAUCUGACUGUAUGAUCAGAGUAGCUCACUGGGUCCAGUGGAGAGCUCGGGUGCUAACACAGGGGACGCCUGCUCCUGGACACAGUGCUGUUGGGGUACAAAGUGUUAGGCAUUUUUGUAUUUUUGCUGUCAAAGUGAUGGACAUGACCUUUAGAGUGUUCACAGCUAGGACCUCUGUAUUUGUUUUUCAGCUAACAACUAAUUUGAACUGUACUGUAUCUUUCUUACCUGUUCUCUCGGAUUGUUUGCGCUGGUAACCCUUCCUCUGCCCUGGGGCUCGGAUUAAUACUGCUUGUAUGGGUUCGCUACUGUGACUGAGCGUGGAACUCUUGCAGCUGUCGCUUAACCGCUUAACUUUGUAGUUUGGACUUUUUUUCUGUAAUAACAACUUAUUAAAUCUAGUUGUACGAA